Colletotrichum acutatum is the source of this 2763-nucleotide messenger RNA. RefSeq names its product heterokaryon incompatibility protein-domain-containing protein. The record is from RefSeq and is a predicted model, not a curated record. The coding region runs from base 305 to 2650 and encodes 781 amino acids. NCBI's taxonomy places the organism in Eukaryota, Fungi, Ascomycota, Sordariomycetes, Glomerellales, Glomerellaceae. The transcript is spliced from 3 exons.
GCCCCUCUGAGAAUCGCACAACCAUUGUUCCUUGCACAACCGGCCUGUAGGUAAAUUCAAUAGGAACGUGCAAAUGACAAUUGGGGCUGGGUGGGGACUUUUUACACUUUCCUCAACGGCCAAUGUGCGCAUGUUGGCUGCAUUCCGCGCCGCUCGGCUGCCUGAUCUUCAUUCUUGUUGAUAUCUAGCUAAGGGGAGGUGUUGAGCACAUGCCUCAUUGAUGAUCUAUAUUCCCGGUCACUUUCGAAGCCUAGACUGUCCUUCAUCCGUGAUCUAGGCUAGCUUCGAGACCGAAGUAUCUAUCAUGGGCUAUACACACUAUUACAAGGUCAAAGAUUGGGGCAGCCCAGCGUGGCAAGCCAUUUGGCCUCAGCUGGUUCAAGAUGCUCUGCUCAUCAUAGAAGCAUCGGACAUCUUCCUGACUGGGCCGGCAGAGUCUACUGAUAUCAUCACCUCACCGAUCACGAGCGUAGACGAAGGCAUUGUUUUCAACGGGGUGGGAAUUGACGGUCACGACACUUUUAAUUUUUGCCGUGAAGACCAAAACCAGAGGCAGUUCAUGAAAACAGCAGAAAAGCCAUACGACCUUCCUGUUGCUUGCAUACUUUUGAGGGCUUUCGUCCUAUGCCCACAAGGCAUAAAAGUCUAUUCUGAUGGGAAAUGGGAUGGGCUUCUAUGGAAAGCUAUCCGCAAUCUUCAUGAUACCUUAUGGCCUGAAGACUCUUUACAGUGUCCUUGGCAGGAUUACGACGAAGAUGACUUCUGGGAGGAUGAACAACCACAAGGAAUUAUUGGGAUGCUCGCACAGAGAUCGACACCUAAAUCGGGCGCCACUGGUAUCAAUGAGAAGGAGCAACAGAGCACGCAGCAACAUCUUUCGAAGACUAGGGAGGACAGCAAAUAUUUCCUUGCCUCGAGAGCUGGGUACACGAUUACAACGGCCCAGUUGAAGCCUAUCAAUGGCUGGCUCCGAAACUGCGAGGAAAAUCCUGAUCACAAUCAUUGCAUCGCAAAUCCAUUACGAUGGCAUGAUAUCCCUGGCAUCUGCUUUCGACUCAUUGACAUUCAGAAGAGAAGCAUUGUCGUCGCCCCUGAAGGAUGCUCCUUUGCCAUUCUAACAUACGUCUGGGGUGGUGUCGAACAGCCCAAACUGGAAGAAGCAAACGUUGAUAAAUAUUCGCGCGACUAUGGGCUAAAUUCAAUCUGGGGGAAGAUUCCAACGACAAUAAGAGACGCCAUACUCGUGUGCAAAAUUGUUGGGGAAAGAUAUCUUUGGGUUGACGCGCUCUGUAUAGUCCAGGAUUCUCUCCGCGAUGUAAAGGUUCAAAUAUUACGAAUGCGCGAGAUCUACUCCGCCGCCAGGCUUACCAUUGCAGCAGUCUCGGCAGAGAAUGCCGGAAAGGGGCUACAAGGAGCCACCACGGUAACAUCUUCAACAAUAUGUGACUCUAUCGAUGAGCUGGAUAUUAUCUUGGAGCGUUCGCCUUGGGGAAAUCGGGGUUGGUGUUUCCAAGAGAAAGUACUCUCACACCGGGCUAUUCUCUUCACGUCAGCUGGGGUAUCUCUGCAGUGCCAAGAAACAACGAUCAAGCUGGACGGUACUCGUCUUGCCGACUCCAAGGCAGACACGGCUCUCCAUAGGUCGCAGCGGGUAGGAGGCCUUUUGGGUAUCCUUCCAGGAGAAGAGCUGGAAACCUUCUUGUGUGCUGCAGAGCACUACUCGAAACGGGCUUUCACGAAGAGUGAAGAUAAAAUUUCAGCCUUCCAAGGCGUUCUUCAGAAGUUCAAAGCAAGUCUUGACGGGGAAGAAUCAACGUUUCAUUAUGGCUUGCCAUCAUGCGCCUUUGACCAAGCCAUUUGCUGGCGGACAGCAGAUCAUCGCCCGCAAGUACGGAAUCCAAACUUUCCCAGCUGGUCAUGGCUCGGAUGGGACAACAGUGUCACAUUUGACAGGGCCAUACUGAGAAACGCCCACACGCGCCAAAUGACAGGAGAUGAACGAGGUCAAAUUGUGGUAGUAGGCCGUGGUAUUGAGGUGCGCUAUCCUAGCCAUCGCUAUCGGAAGCCAGCUGCUCUUUCCUGGGUCCCGCAUGCAGAGGAUGGCAUCUUCGGAUUUCCUUCUAGCGUAGUAUCAGGGUUCUUCAACAAGCUCUCUCUCGACUUGGUGGCAAGCAUCACAGAUCUCCGCAUCUCGUCAACGCCCAGGAAGAUUGAGGGCUCAAAUGGUCUUUAUGCUGUAUACUCAGCUAUCUGCAAGGAGCUAUCCCUCUCCCUACUGCCUCCCUACGGAAUAUAUCCAAAUGACACCCAUCCACGGCACGGUGGUCAAACAUUGAGGACCUAUGAUGCCAAUGACCACAAGAAUCACGAAGCCUGUGACGCAAAGGACCCUCUCGGUUUUAUUUGGUUAGAUUGUGCCUGGAGAGAAAGCCGUCCCAAGGCCUUGUACAUGGAGUUCAUGGCCCUUAACGGUCAUCCGGGCGCAGAGGGUUCUGCGGGCUGGCACAUCACUAUGCUGAUGUGCCUCUUGAAGUCUGAUCCCUGCAAGAAGUGCUAUUCCUAUGAACGGCUUCAAGUCAUGGACUGCUGCAUUCCAGAGGCAACUUGGAUGAGGAUUGGAACAAUGACAAAGUUACCCUCUAUCUUUUAAGCAGCGUCAAAACAAACUUUGGGUAGGGCUUUUAGAUAUUAUAGAAGAGCGUAGAGACACCAGGGUAGCAGCAAUGGGUAUAUUGAGCCGAUUGCGGCCGAUUUGAGUUGUGA